Molecule: messenger RNA, 2675 nt
Organism: Perca flavescens (yellow perch)
Lineage: Eukaryota; Metazoa; Chordata; Actinopteri; Perciformes; Percidae
Gene: tm9sf2
Product: transmembrane 9 superfamily member 2
Exons: 17
Coding region: 298-2232 (644 amino acids)
Biological process (GO): protein localization to membrane
Cellular component (GO): membrane
Source: RefSeq, a predicted model, not a curated record
AAGGUUGACAACCCCUGUUAUAAACAAUUUAAUUCUGUUACAACAUUACGGAAUGCAUGCUUCUCGCGAUUCAUGUAUUUGGUUUGGUUGUAAUGGUUGUAGGCAUAGACAGUAUAUGGGUUGUAGGCUACAUGAUCCCACAAUGCUCCACUUCAUGAAGCAGGACUUCCGGCAUAUGACGUGUCUGCAGAAGCGGAUGCUGGUGGCUACCCAGUGUGGAUGUCAGAUGCAGUCUUAAAACUGCGAAGAGGAGCAAGUUACCGUCUAAAUUUUGGGUGAAGAUUGGCCGGUGUGACGAUGUUGCGGUGGCUGCUUGGGGCUGUGCUGCUGGCUCGAGCGGCCGGAUUCUACCUACCGGGUCUGGCACCCGUGAGCUUUUGUGAGCCUGGAAAAGACCAAGUUCCGGACUGCAAGUCGACCAUUGAGCUGUUUGUGAACAGGUUGGAUUCAGUGGAGUCUGUUCUGCCUUAUGAAUAUACUGCGUUUGACUUCUGCUCAGAGAAAACAAUGAAACGUCCAUCAGAGAAUCUGGGCCAGGUUCUUUUUGGCGAAAGGAUUGAACCCUCACCGUACAAGUUUGAGUUUAAGAAACCUGCAAUGUGUCAGAAGGUGUGUACCCAAACCUACGACACCAACAGCCCCCCAGACAAAGCCAAACUGGACUUUCUCAAGAAAGGCAUGUUACUCAACUACCAACAUCACUGGAUUGUGGAUAAUAUGCCAGUCACCUGGUGCUAUGAUGUUGAAGAUGGACAGAAGUUCUGUAAUCCUGGUUUCCCUAUUGGCUGUUACGUGACAGAAGCAGGUCGCCCCAAAGAUGCCUGCGUGGUUAAUUCUAACUUUAAUGAAAAGGAUGCUUUUUACAUCUUUAACCAUGUGGACAUCACCAUCCAUUACCACAUCGUUGAGCAUGAACAACUGGGAGCACGAUUGGUUGCUGCCAAGAUUGAACCCAAAAGCUAUGAAAACCCUAACGAUAGCCCUGAUUGUACUGGAGGGCCAAAGUUCCUGAAAAACAAACAAACAGGAGUGUUCAACAUCCCAUACACCUACUCUAUCAACUUUGUGGAAGACAAGAAUAUUCGUUGGGCGUCUAGAUGGGACUACAUCCUGGAGUCAAUGCCUCACACCAACAUCCAGUGGUUCAGCAUAAUGAACUCUUUGGUGAUUGUGUUGUUCCUGUCUGGAAUGGUAGCCAUGAUCAUGCUGAGGACUCUGCAUAAAGAUAUCGCCAGAUACAAUCAGAUGGACUCAGUGGAGGAUGCUCAGGAGGAGUUUGGGUGGAAGUUGGUCCAUGGAGAUGUUUUCCGUCCUCCCAGGAAGGGCAUGCUGCUGUCUGUUUUCCUCGGCUCUGGAACCCAGAUCUUCAUUAUGACCUUUGUUACCCUUUUCUUUGCCUGUCUUGGGUUCCUCUCUCCGGCGAACCGUGGGGCUCUGAUGACAUGUGCUGUUGUUCUCUGGGUUCUUCUGGGAACUCCUGCUGGAUAUGUGGCUGCUCGCCUCUACAAAUCUUUUGGAGGAGAGAAGUGGAAGACCAACGUUCUGCUGACAGCUUUCCUCUGCCCUGGGGUGGUAUUUGCAGAUUUCUUUGUGAUGAACUUGAUCCUGUGGGGUGAAGGGUCUUCAGCAGCCAUGCCAUUUGGGACUCUGGUAGCCAUAUUGGCUCUUUGGUUCUGUAUCUCAGUGCCACUUACCUUUAUAGGAGCAUACUUUGGCUUCAAGAAGACAGGUAUUGAGCACCCAGUGCGGACCAAUCAGAUUCCUCGUCAAGUCCCAGAGCAGUCAUUCUACACAAAGCCUUUCCCUGGUAUCAUCAUGGGAGGAAUUCUGCCCUUUGGAUGUAUAUUUAUUCAGCUGUUCUUCAUUUUAAACUCCAUCUGGUCCCAUCAGAUGUACUACAUGUUUGGCUUCCUUUUCCUUGUCUUCAUUAUCCUGGUCAUCACCUGCUCUGAGGCCACCAUCCUGCUCUGCUACUUCCACUUAUGUGCUGAGGACUACCAUUGGCAGUGGCGUUCCUUCCUGACCAGCGGCUUCACUGCAGUCUAUUUCCUGGUCUAUGCCGUUCAUUACUUCUUCUCUAAGCUGCAAAUCACUGGACUGGCCAGCACCAUCCUGUACUUUGGAUACACCAUGAUCAUGGCUCUCAUCUUUUUCUUAUUCACAGGUUCAAUCGGCUUCUUUGCCUGUUUCUGGUUUGUUACCAAGAUCUACAGUGUGGUUAAAGUGGACUGAAGGAUCCAAACACGCAGACUAUAUAAGGCUGGAGGUUGCUUUCUCCCACUAACCUCUGGAACAUUCAGCACUGUCAAAAUGAACUGAACAAUACAAUCUGAAUCUUCAACUCCUCGUUUCCUCAAGCAGAGAGGACUCUGCCUCAGACAGAUGACAUUUUUCUUUGUUUGUGUGCCUAUGCUGUUUGUGUGUGAGCAUGUGUACAGUACACUGGGUUGUAAUUUUGAACAUACAGUAUCUAUCUGCUAAAUGAUUCAUAAUGCUACAAGCCUGUUCCCAGUAUCUGACACAAAGACCCACAGCUGGACUGCCAAAGACUGUGUCAGCUAUCAUGUCAUGCAUUUUAGGUUUAUUUCAUGAUCCAUGCACUCUGGGUUUGCAGAUGUAGUUGAAAAUUGUAGUCAGACAAAUAAAGCUGCGAGGCUCUGCUUCUUAAAAGCUUC